Protopolystoma xenopodis is the source of this 219-nucleotide messenger RNA. Lineage: Eukaryota; Metazoa; Platyhelminthes; Monogenea; Polystomatidea; Polystomatidae. The record is from the annotation of a GenBank genome assembly.
AUGCCGCCUGGACGGCUGCAGUCCAGCCUAAGUUGGAUUAACUUUUGGUUGGCCAACUAUUUCAACCUCUACACGUCGGUUCACCAGUACCCCUCAGCGGAACUCGAACCCAGGUUGCAUGAUCAAAUCACCGCUUGGCAUCAAAGAUCUGACGAAUGCAACCAUACUUUCAUGCUUUUAUUUCCUCUCGGUCCCAUCGGCGCCUUCUACAGGAAUUGA